AUGAAAAGGAAGGAAAAAAAGAAAAUUUUCAAUAUUCCAGAAUAAUUUGGCUAUUUGUUUUUUCCUUAGAAAAUUAUGCGUAAUGUUUGAUGUAAAAGAUGUGAUAGUCUAUUUGAAGUUAACCAGCUACGACGUACCACAAUCCAGAACCGCACAGCAUACAACGCGCUGGCAAGCUACAAAGACCUUGAUUGUGAUCUGCCUAACCUUAUCGAGCUCAAUAUGUUUCAUUGUUUCUACCGGAAGAAGCAGUGCCAAUGUUCACACGUUUACCCUUGGGCAUAUAAAAGGAGCUGCCGUGGGUUUGCUUCGCAAAAUAGGAUCCGAAUAGAUAAGAUCCAAACAUGUGGUCUCCCGUUGGAGUUUAUCUUCUAAUCGCGUUUGGCUUGAGCCGUGUUCGUGGACAGUGUGAUAGCACUUCACCGUACCGAACGUACGAUGGAAGAUGUAACAAUCUGCAAAAUCCUACAUGGGGAGCGGCCAACACUCCCUAUGGUCGUCUGCUACCGGCCGAUUACGGUGACGGUGUCUCUACACCACGCCGCUCAAAAACCGGUACCGACCUACCGAGUGCUCGAACCCUCUCGUUGACGUUGUUCAAUGAGCAAUUUAUGCUGGAUCCUCGUACCACACUUGUGAACAUGCAGUUUGGUCAAGUAGUGGCACAUGAUAUGGGACUCAGAGCAGGAGGUUCCGACUCGGUGCCCUGCUGUACAAACGGGCGCGUUGUAAGCAAUCCAAGUCGCCGAUGUUAUCCGAUUCCGCUGCCACCGAACGAUCCAAUCACGGCGGCUGGUGGAGGCCAGUGUCUAGAUCUGGUGCGCACUCGCAGUACUUUUGAUGUGAACGCAGCGGCCUGCAGUGUUAGCAACCCUGCUCAGCAGCUGAACGAUGCCACCUCCUUCCUAGAUCUGUCCCUUGUGUACGGUAACAGCGCCCAGCAGAAUGCUCAACUACGGGCCUUCGUCGGAGGCCGAAUGAAGGUGGAAAACCGUAACGGUACGGACUGGCCACCACGUCACCCACAAUCAGGUACUGCCUGUACGUUGCGCUUAUCCACCGACACUUGCUACCUAACGGGUGAUGAACGGAGCAACAUCACACCGGAACUGACGAUCCUGCAUAUUGCGUUCCUUCGCGAGCAUAAUCGAAUCGCGGGUCUGCUCGCUCGCCAGCGCACCCUGUGGAACGAUGAGAAACUGUUCCAGGAGGCCCGCCGCAUCAACAUCGCCCAGUAUCAGCACAUCAGCUACUACGAAUGGCUACCGUGGUUCCUCGGAAGGGAUAUAAUGGACCAGCGAGGCCUUCUCCAACGUACCCCCGACUACGUCAACGACUACAAUCCCAGCAUCAAUCCGACCACACUAAACUCACACUCGAACGGUGCCUUCCGAUAUUUCCAUUCGGCCAUCAUGGGUAGUUUAAGCUUAGCGCAGGAGUCACGAGCCGUCACUGGCUCUCUAAACAUCAACGAUCACAUGUUUAACCCGACGGUAUUGGAGCAGAACGAUGGCUACACGUUGCUGACCCGCGGUAUGGCCACCCAGCCGUCGGCGCGUACCGAUUUAAGCUUCGAUCCAGAAAUCCGACACUUCCUUUUCCGAUUCGGUAAACGUUUCGGGACGGAUCUGAAGGCGCUUGAUAUACAGCGCAGUCGUGAUCAUGGUAUUGCAGGAUACAACGCAUUCCGCCAGUACUGUGGACUAAGUCGAGCCACACGGUGGGAAGAUUUCGUCGAACUGCGUGGUCCUGCGGAUUAUCAACGGCUAGCCUCGUUGUACCGUACGGUUGAUGACGUGGAUCUAACGGUGUCCGAGUUCUUCGAGCGACACAUACCGGGCACGCAGGCCGGUCCGACUUAUCACUGUAUCCUGAUGGAACAAUUCCUCCGUACACGCCGUGGCGAUCGGUUCUUCUAUGAGAAUGGUAACACUGCCGGUGCCUUUACGGUUUACCAGUUGCGAGAGAUUCGUAAAGCCAGCAUGGCACGAAUCCUGUGCGACAACUCACCAGGUGUAACUCAGAUGCAACGUCAGGCCUUCCAACAAAUAACGGACAUCAAUCCACUGCAAUUGUGCAGCACCCUGCCGCAGCUCGAUGCUCGCUUCUGGUAACGGUCUUGUGCAAAACAGUGGAAGAGUGAAAGAGUUUUCUUUGAAUACAAUCUGCAACCACAGUACUAAAGGCAAAGAAU
Anopheles darlingi is the source of this 2194-nucleotide messenger RNA. Its product is annotated as peroxidase-like. Gene Ontology annotation, molecular function: heme binding; peroxidase activity. The transcript has 4 exons. Lineage: Eukaryota; Metazoa; Arthropoda; Insecta; Diptera; Culicidae. The record is from RefSeq and is a predicted model, not a curated record. The coding region runs from base 345 to 2114 and encodes 589 amino acids. Gene Ontology annotation, biological process: response to oxidative stress.